Molecule: messenger RNA, 1128 nt
Organism: Debaryomyces hansenii CBS767
Lineage: Eukaryota; Fungi; Ascomycota; Pichiomycetes; Serinales; Debaryomycetaceae
Exons: 2
Coding region: 1-1128 (375 amino acids)
Biological process (GO): endoplasmic reticulum calcium ion homeostasis
Cellular component (GO): endoplasmic reticulum
Molecular function (GO): calcium ion binding
Source: RefSeq, a predicted model, not a curated record
AUGAUAAGUGGAAUAGUUUUGGCUUUAGGUUUCUCUCCAAUGGUUAUGGCCAUUGAUCUUUUUGGUACUACCCAUAAAUUCAAUGCUGCUGAACUUAGCGAAAUGACUCUUAUAGAAAGAUUGAAGGUCCACAAUUGGGGUUUAGAAUACCUUACUCUUGGGUUUACAAUUGUUUUUAUUAUUCUCUUUAAGGCUGGUGAUGUCUAUAAUCAAUAUUUGACCACUUCUUACUUAAAAGGGUUAGGUGACGUUUUCAAGAAGAACUUCUUCCAAUAUGGUGUUACUGAAAAAGAGUUAUAUAUCAAGGAUAGCUCAGAAGAUUACUCGUCUUAUGCAACUGGAAGAAUAAAUAUUGCUAAGGUUAACAUUGAUAUCAAGUUGAAACCUAGACACAAUAUUUUUGUUUGGGUCCUUGAGUCUGUUAUGUCGUUUUUUACAGAUUCGGUUGUUUAUCCUACUGAUAAAGUUAAUAUUGAAAUCACUCCUUCACCUGAAGCAAACUUGGACAAUUUCAUUUCUGCUGUUGUCUCUAAGCUUGGUAUGAAUGAUUUCAGAAAAUUCAAUUAUUUCUUGUCUUUAACCAGAACUUCUGAUUCUGCUAAUAUCCCAGAAUCAUUUGUGUUGAUGAGUGAAGCGAACGAAUUUCAAGAGAAGACUUUGACUCCAGAAUUGAAGAAGGCUUUAACUUUGCAGGCUGCUUCUUUCUUAAAAUUUAUUGCUAUCACCGAUCAACCAAUUGAAAGACCAGAAACAAUUGCCGAGUGUGCACCAAAGCAAAGAAUUCUUAUUUCAACCACUUUAACUAGUAAUGGUGAUCAGUUAGCUCAACUUUCUGAAAUAUUAGCUGCUAUUUUCAAUUUAGUCGAUCAAUUAGCCUCUAAGCAGAUUACCUUUAAAUCCGAUGCCUUAAAGAAAAUCGUGAAGACAAGAGAACUCGAAAUUUCUAAGAUUAAGAAGGUCUUAGAUGAUGUUAAACAAGAAGAAUUAGCUGCUGAAAAGGCCAAGUUAAAGAGAGCUGAAAGAACAAACUUGAGAAAUUUGUCCAGAGAAGAACAAAUUAAGCUUGAGAAGAAAGAGGCUGAAAAGAAACAAAGAAAAGCUCAAAGGAAACAACGGGUUAAGAUGUGA